Xiphophorus hellerii (green swordtail) is the source of this 848-nucleotide messenger RNA. Its product is annotated as RING finger protein 227. The transcript has 2 exons. Gene Ontology annotation, molecular function: ubiquitin protein ligase activity. Bases 45 to 566 code for a protein of 173 amino acids. Gene Ontology annotation, biological process: protein ubiquitination. The record is from RefSeq and is a predicted model, not a curated record. Lineage: Eukaryota; Metazoa; Chordata; Actinopteri; Cyprinodontiformes; Poeciliidae.
CGGCACCGGAUCACACACAACAGUAGAGAAGGAAAACAUCGAAUAUGAUCUCAGAGAUUGAGUGCGGAGUUUGUUACCGGACCUACAACGCGGCUCGCCGCUGUCCACGGGAGCUCCACUGUAAGCACACCUUCUGCGAGAGCUGCCUCCGGGCUUUGAGCCGCCCGCUGCUGCCGGGGGCGGACCGGUCAAUAGAUUGCCCGCUAUGCCGACACAGCACCCCGCUGACCGCAGAGGGGAACAUCAGGACCGAGCUGAGGGUGGAUGAGUCCGCCCUGGAGCGGCUGAUGACCGCGGGGGUCCUAGACCGGGAGGAGGACCCGGACGACGAGGAGGAGGAGGAGAAGGAGGAGGGCGGAGAAGCUCCAGAGUGUGAGAGGGAAGUCCCAGAGGCUGAAGCCGAGGAAAGUGACUCCUCUGCGGGGCUCAGAGGUGGGAGGCUCCGGCGGUCCUGGACCAAAGUUUGGAGGAAGAUAAGCGGCAAGAGCUCUCAACAGAGACCAAAUGAUUGCAUGACCACUGAUGACCUGAGGAACAUGGCCAUGAUGUCCUGCCACAUGUUCUGAGCUGCUCACAGACCCAUAACGUGAUACUUAUUGUUGCAGCUGCACUGGAUGAAGAUCAUGAAAUCUUGCUGGCAAGACACAUGGACACAUAACCAUUAUUUUAAUGCUUUAUUCUAAUGGUCCACUUUUAAUAUUUCACUGCCAAAAAAUGGUUGCUUUAAGAUGCUUUAAUGAUCUUCAAGUGGAUUUAUUUAAUAUUUAUUGUUUUUUAAUGUAUGAGCUAUAUAUGUUUUUUUACAGUAUUGUAUUUAUAAUGACUAAUAAAUUGAUUAUUGUUUUAAA